Molecule: messenger RNA, 2607 nt
Organism: Trichechus manatus latirostris (Florida manatee)
Lineage: Eukaryota; Metazoa; Chordata; Mammalia; Sirenia; Trichechidae
Gene: PPP1R15A
Product: protein phosphatase 1 regulatory subunit 15A
Exons: 3
Coding region: 495-2375 (626 amino acids)
Biological process (GO): response to endoplasmic reticulum stress
Cellular component (GO): endoplasmic reticulum; protein phosphatase type 1 complex
Molecular function (GO): protein phosphatase regulator activity
Source: RefSeq, a predicted model, not a curated record
GGGGCCUGGAUUUAGGACGGAGAAGGGAUUGGGAGCCUGGAGUCCUGGGUCUGAGGGAGGCGGGGUUUGGGAGCCAGACUUUUGGGUCCCCAAUGAAGGAACCAUCUGGCGGUGGGAGUAUUAGAAUUUUUGAGUCUCCGAGGGAAGAGGAUGAUGAGGGCCUGGAUAUGUCAACCUUUAGGAGGUUGACAGAACCGGGGACUAGGACUUUUUCAUCAGGGGAUGCAAGGAGAGGACCCUUAUUCUUGGUACUUGGGACUGGGACUUUUGAGUCUGAGGGAAGAGGGGGCUGGGGGCUUGGACUCUUGGGCCUAAGGAAGGAGACUGGACCUAGCCAGGCUCCUGGGUAUGGAGUGAGGAGGAACAAUGGAACCAAGGGUCAGAGAUGGGAGUGGCUGAGAUCAGAAAGGAAUUUGAGGCAGGGAGUCUCUUGUUUCUAUUUGUGUUGCUUCCGUUGCUAUGACUCAGGGUCAUGCCCCAAUGCCAUCACCUAAAUGGUGCCUAAACUUUAUUCUUUUUUUCCUCCCUUUUCUCAGCCCAGACAGAUGGCUCCAGGCCAAGUGCCCCCUCUGGCCACCCCCUGGAGGGAUGUCCACCCCUUCUUCCUACUGUCCCCACUGGUGGGCCUCGUCCGUCAGGCUUGGAGUCACCUGAGGGGUCCAGGACCUCCAGAGUCCUGGUUGGUGGAAGCAGUAACAGAAGAAGCUGCCCUGGAUGGAGAAGCUAAGGCUUCUCUGGCUUUCCACCAUGCUGCCUGGGGUGAGCACCCUCAAGGAGAGGCUGAAGACAGUAGAACAGCUGAGGAAGAUGGAGAAGCAGACAGGAGGGCCUGCCCUGACCUCAAAGACAGUAGUUCUUUUCUUGAUGCCUCAAAUGAUGAUGACGAAGAGUAUGGUGAGGAAGAAGCAACUAGCGUGGCUAGAGAGCAGGGAGGUGAAUUUACAGAUGGCCGGCCUGCUCCCCUGCCCUCCAGCUUUCUGAUAAGAACUUUGCGAGACCCUCCUGGGGAGAAGGAGUCUGAGAAAGAGAAGGAAGCACCUGAGGAAGGAGUUGCUAACAAUACAGAAAUGACCAAGGUCUUCUUUUAUCCCCUAUCACCCUUGGAGUGCUAUCCAGGGGUGGAGGAAAAAGAAGAUGAGGAUAGAGAAGCUGUAAAGAAAGAAGCUCCCAGGAUCUCUAUUCCCCCCUUAUCUCUAGGCUCCAAGCCCAGUGCUUGGGUAUGUUGUCCAGGGGAGGGAGAAGAGGAGGAGAAAAAUGAAGAAGAGGCUCGACCCCCUGAAGAAGAAAGAAGAGCAGAGAAUAAAGAAGCCACAAAGAUUGCCAUUUCCCCCUCAUGUUCAGGCUCCAACCCCAGGGCCUGGGAAUAUUGUUCAGGGGAGUCUGAGGAGGAGAAGGAUAAAAAUGCAAAGGAAGCAACUGAGAAAGGAGAAGCUGACCCAGAGCCACACUCCUCCAGUCUAAUCCGGAGGCCUCUGCUCAGGGCCUGGGUGUAUCGGCCAGGAGGGGACACAGAGGAAGAAGACGAUGAGGACAGUGAUUCAGGAGCAGCUGCUGAGGGUCCUUCCCGCAUCCCAUCCACAGGUGCCUUCCUGAGGGCCUGGGUGUAUCGGCCAGGAGAGGACUCAGAGGAGGAGGUGUAUCGGCCAGGAGAGGACUCAGAGGAAGAAGAAGAAUAUGAGGAGAAUGAGAAUGGAGAUGAUUCAGAAGCAACUGAGGGAGAAGCAGCUGACUCAGGGCAACAUCCCUCCCUUCAGACCCAGAGUGCUGUCCUCAGGACUUGGACAUAUCAACCUGGAGAGGAUACAGAGGAAGACGGAACUACUGAGGAAUGGGGAGAAGCUGAGCCCAGCCCUUUCCGAGUGGCCAUCUAUUUACCUGGAGAGAAGCCACCCCCUCCCUGGGCUCCUCCUAGGCUGCCCCUCCGACUGCAAAGGCGGCUUAAUUCCUUAGAAACCCCAACUCGGGAUCUGGAUCCUGGGACUCCCCUAAAGGCCACAAAGGUGCGCUUCUCAGAGAAAGUUUCCGUCCAUUACCUGGCUGUCUGGGCAGGGCCAGCCCGGGCCGCCCGCCGGGGUCCCUGGGAACAGCUGGCCCGGGAUCGCAACCGCUUUGCCCGCCGCAUCGCCUGCGUCCAGGAGGAGCUGAACCCCUGCCUCACCCCUGCUGCCCGGGCCAGGGCCUGGGCACGCCUUGGGAACCCACCCCUUUCCCUGAGCCCCAUACCUGUCCCUACCCAGACCAUGCCUUCCUCCUCUGGCCCUUCUGAGUCCCCAGUUCCAGCGAGGCACGGGAGCCCCGCUGUGGCCACACCCUCUCCCUCCCCUGCGUGCAAGUCCCUGUCUCCUUGUCUGAACCUCGGGGGGAGGCGUGGCUAAGACCAGGUGUUUUGUGUGUUAUUUAACUUUUUUUUUUUUAAGUGUUGGUUUAUAUAAAGAAUAAAGCCUUUUGGUUUCUAAGGAGCAACCUCUCGGUGUGUUGAACUGACAGUAUCCACUACUCCUGGCUCCCCAAAAUAGUUGGGAGGAAAAAUGUUAGGGUGAACAACUUAGUAGUAGAGGAUAAAAACUACAUUUCCCAUCAUCCCUGGAAAUUGCCUCUUCUUCCCUG